AUGGCAUUGAGUGCACGAUCUGCUGCCAGAGCUCUACGAGCGGCCAAGGCGCGUCCUUUUGCGGCUGUACAAGCAUGUAGCUAUUCAUCCUCAUCCGAGCCGGAUCUCAAAGAGACUUUCAAAAAGGUUCUCCCCGCAAAGCGUGAGCUGUUGAAAAAGGUCAAGGCACAUGGCGAUAAGAAGCUCGGUGACGUCAAGGUCGAGAAUGCGCUGGGCGGCAUGAGGGGCCUCAAGGCCAUGGUCUGGGAAGGAUCAGUUCUCGACGCAAACGAGGGUAUCCGAUUCCACGGCAAGACGAUCAAGGACUGCCAAAAGGAGCUACCCAAGGGAACGUCUGGCACUGAGAUGCUUCCCGAGGCCAUGUUCUGGCUGCUCCUGACUGGCGAGGUCCCAUCAGUAUCACAGACUCGUGCGCUUUCGCGAGAGCUGGCCGAAAAGGGUGGCAUUCCCAAGUUCGUCGAGAAGAUGCUGGAUGACUUCCCCAAGGACCUCCACCCCAUGACACAAUUCGCAUGCGCUGUCUCAGCCCUCAACUACGAGUCCAAGUUUGCUAAAGCAUACGAAAAGGGCAUCAACAAGGCGGACUACUGGGAGCCUACCUUUGACGACUGCAUCAGCCUGCUCGCAAAGCUGCCUACCAUUGCCGCCAAGAUCUACCAGAACGCAUACCGUGGUGGAGGUGCGCUCCCCAACGAGAUCGAUCUGAACCAGGAUUGGUCCUACAACUUCGCAGCCAUGUUGGGCAAGUCUGGCAAGGAGAACGAGGGCUUCCAAGACCUUCUCCGGUUGUACCUCGCUCUGCACGGCGACCACGAGGGUGGCAACGUCUCGGCACACACCACACAUCUCGUCGGUUCGGCGCUCAGUGAUCCCUUCCUGAGCUACAGCGCCGGUCUUCAAGGUCUUGCUGGACCACUGCACGGCCUGGCUGCCCAGGAGGUGUUGCGCUUCAUCCUCGACAUGCAAAAGGUGGUUGGCAACAACUUUAGUGAAAAGGACGUCAAUGACUUCCUCUGGAGCGUUCUCAAGUCUGGGCGAGUCAUCCCUGGUUACGGUCACGCUGUGCUCAGGAAGCCUGACCCGCGAUUCGAGGCGCUCAUGGACUUUGCGAAUGCACGACCUGAGAUUGCAGCAGACCCAGUUUACCAGCUUGUAAAGAAGAACUCGGAGGUUGCUCCUGGUGUGCUUACCGAGCACGGAAAGACCAAGAACCCCUACCCCAACGUCGAUUCGUCCUCAGGCGUCCUUUUCCACCACUACGGCUUCAAGGAGACUCUGUACUACACUGCAACAUUCGGUGUCAGCCGUGGUCUCGGUCCUCUUGCACAACUCAUCUGGGACAGGGCAUUGGGUCUGCCCAUCGAGCGCCCCAAGUCCAUCAACCUCCAGGGUAUCCUGAACCAGGUUGGCGCGUAA
Bipolaris sorokiniana ND90Pr is the source of this 1416-nucleotide messenger RNA. RefSeq lists its product as uncharacterized. The record is from RefSeq and is a predicted model, not a curated record. Lineage: Eukaryota; Fungi; Ascomycota; Dothideomycetes; Pleosporales; Pleosporaceae. Gene Ontology annotation, biological process: citrate metabolic process; carbohydrate metabolic process; tricarboxylic acid cycle. Gene Ontology annotation, molecular function: 2-methylcitrate synthase activity. Gene Ontology annotation, cellular component: mitochondrial matrix. The coding region runs from base 1 to 1416 and encodes 471 amino acids. The transcript is spliced from 5 exons.